UCGUUUUCUUUUUUCUUUGGAUGAUCUGAGUUUAAUCCAAUGGAAGCGAACGGAGCUCCUUUACCGUUUCAGAAUCCGAUCCGGGAUGCCAUUUCCAGAGUUCGGUUCGCUCCGCAAUCGGAUAACCUCCUCAUUUCAUCUUGGGAUUCGUGUCUGCGACUGUACGAUGUGGGAAGCUCGGAACUCAGAUUAGAAGCUCCGUCGAAAGCUCCGCUUCUCGAUUGCUGUUUCCAGGACGAAUCCCUCGCUUUCAUCUCUGGUUCUGAUGGUUUCAUUAGAAGGUAUGAUUUGCAUUCAGGAACUAGUGAAGUGAUCGGAAAUCAUGCUGAUCUCUCUACAUGCAUUGGAUAUUCUGACGCUACCUGCCAAGUAAUCAUUACUGGUUUGCACAAGAAAAUAUUAUCCUGGGACACACGUAUGGAGAAGGAUCUUUUGUGCUUGGUGAAUCUAGGAUCAGAGGUGGAUUCUAUGUCAAUUUCGGGAUUUGAUAUAAUGCUAGCAGUCGGAACAUCAGUAUAUAUGUACGACUUGCGUAAUUUAAGUAGAUCAGUCCAAUCAAAAAAAUCUGAUAUGGAUCUUCGGAUAAAAUGUGUCAGCUCAGUUCCUUAUUCUAAAGGAUUUGCAGCUGGCUCAGUAGAUGGACGCGUAGCAUUGGAGAUGUCUUUUUCGGCCAAUUCUGAUGACAUUACGUCAAAUUUUAGUUAUACAUUCCGAUGUCAUCCAAAGUCAGCUAAUAAAAGACUUCAUCUCGUGUCGGUGAAUGACAUUGUAUUCAACCCACUCAUUGGCAGUGCUUUUUUUACUGGUGAUAACAACGGUUAUGUGAGCGCAUGGAAUGCUCAGAGCAGGAAAAGGCUAUUUGAGUUGCCUAGAUACCCAAAUAGCGUGGCUUCUUUAUCAAUGAACCACAAGGGACAACUUCUUGCUGUCGCAUCAAGCUAUACAUACCAAGAGGCUAAUGAAAUAGAAGAGCCACCUCAAAUAUUCAUUAAAGACAUUGGCAAUUGCAGCAUCAGAUCAGUUUCUUCUGGAAGUUCAAGCAGCCACUAACCAUUCGCUGAAAGAAAGAGACUUGAGGUAGAAACUGAGUUAGAAACUUAGAGCAGCUGAAGAAACGACGCGUGGUUGGCAGGCUAGUGUCUUGGGAAGUUGCAUCCCAUUGUAAAAUUUUGUGGCGAUUUAUCUAAUAACAUUUUAUGUUAAUUGGCUUCAUGGGUUAUGUGAUGAUAUAUUCUUAAUUUAGGAGAUGUUUAG
Morus notabilis is the source of this 1254-nucleotide messenger RNA. RefSeq names its product mitotic checkpoint protein BUB3.3. The transcript is spliced from 9 exons. Gene Ontology annotation, biological process: mitotic spindle assembly checkpoint signaling. The coding region runs from base 40 to 1050 and encodes 336 amino acids. Gene Ontology annotation, cellular component: kinetochore; mitotic checkpoint complex; phragmoplast. Lineage: Eukaryota; Viridiplantae; Streptophyta; Magnoliopsida; Rosales; Moraceae. The record is from RefSeq and is a predicted model, not a curated record. Gene Ontology annotation, molecular function: ubiquitin binding.